Impatiens glandulifera is the source of this 488-nucleotide messenger RNA. Its product is annotated as cytochrome P450 704C1-like. The record is from RefSeq and is a predicted model, not a curated record. The coding region runs from base 87 to 473 and encodes 128 amino acids. Gene Ontology annotation, molecular function: heme binding; iron ion binding; oxidoreductase activity, acting on paired donors, with incorporation or reduction of molecular oxygen. The transcript has 3 exons. Lineage: Eukaryota; Viridiplantae; Streptophyta; Magnoliopsida; Ericales; Balsaminaceae.
GGAAACAUCAACAAAAUGAUAAUCUAGCAGUUAAAGAGGAUAUAUUAUCGAGAUUUCUGGAUGCGGGCAAGAAGGAACCUGAAGAGAUGAAUGAUCGAUACUUAAGAGACAUAAUUCUCAACUUCAUGAUUGCUGGAAAGGAUACAUCAGCAAAUACUCUGUCAUGGUUCUUCUACCUGCUAUGCAAGAAUCCACAAAUACAAGACAAAAUCGAACAAGAGAUCAAAGAAAUAGUCGGUUGGGAAGGCAAUGUAGAUGAAUUUAUAGAACGGGUAACCGAGGAAGUGCUUCAGAAAACACAUUACCUUCAUGCGACACUAACCGAGACACCGAGGCUUUACCCUGCUGUUCCUGUGGAUGGGAGGUGUGCUGACAAUGAUGAUAUUCUUCCUGAUGGAUAUGAAGUGAGAAAAGGUGAUGGAGUUUACUACAUGGCUUAUGCAAUUGGCAGGAUGGAAAGCAUUUGGGGGUGAAGAUGCGACAGUGUU